Molecule: messenger RNA, 1893 nt
Organism: Leptosia nina
Lineage: Eukaryota; Metazoa; Arthropoda; Insecta; Lepidoptera; Pieridae
Source: the annotation of a GenBank genome assembly
AUGUGGCCAGCAUCGCAAUACUCGCACACAAACAAUCAAAGCCAAAUCAAUUCUAAAGGCAAUGAGCACCAAAAUCAACAGAACUUGAAGACUUUGGGAAUGACCUCUGCUAUUUCUAUGGCAGGGCCAAAGCCAAUAGAUAUAGAAAAAACAAAUGAAUUAAAGGAUUCUUUAAUACCUUAUGGAGUGUUUGAAUCAGAAGGUGAGAUGCAUCAUCGCAUGGAAGUAUUGGGAGCACUGCAUAGACUAGUUCGGCAAUGGAUAAGAGAUGAAUCACUCAGAAAAAAUAUGCCCCCAAGUGUCGCUGAUACAGUAGGCGGGAAUAUUUAUACUUUUGGAUCCUAUAGGCUUGGUGUCCACCAUAGAGGUGCUGAUAUUGAUGCGUUAUGUGUAGCACCAAGACAUAUAGACAGGGCAGACUACUUUCAAUCGUUUUAUGAACUACUCAAGCAACAACCACAGGUAAAAGAUUUGCGGGCUGUGGAAGAUGCAUUUGUACCUGUGAUAAAAAUGAACUUUGAUGGUAUAGAGAUUGAUUUGUUGUUCGCAAGACUCGCUCUUAAGGAAAUACCUGACUCAUUUGACUUACGCGACGAUAUAUUAUUAAAGAAUUUAGAUCAGAAAUGUGUGAGGUCUCUUAAUGGUUGUAGAGUGACGGAUGAGAUCUUGCGACUUGUACCUAACAUCAAUAACUUUAGACUGACACUAAGAGCCAUCAAACUUUGGGCGAAACGUCAUGGUAUCUACUCAAAUACCCUGGGUUACCUGGGAGGAGUGUCAUGGGCUAUGUUGGUUGCGAGGACAUGCCAAUUGUAUCCAAAUGCACUACCAGCUACUUUGGUGCACAAGUUUUUCCUUGUAUUCAGCCAGUGGAAGUGGCCGCAGCCAGUUCUGCUGAAACAGCCAGAUUCUGUUAAUCUUGGUUUUCCUGUGUGGGAUCCCCGGGUUAACAUGUCAGAUCGUUUCCACCUCAUGCCUAUUAUAACACCAGCAUAUCCUCAACAAAACUCAACAUUCAACGUGUCUGCUUCUACUAGAACAGUCAUCAUGGAGGAAUUUAGACUUGGUUUAGCCAUAACAGACGAAAUCAUGCUCGGUAAAUGCGGAUGGGAGCGACUAUUUGAAGCCCCAAACUUCUUCUCGCGGUACAAACACUUUAUAGUCCUUCUGGCUUCGUCUGGUAGUGGUGACGAUCAGCUACAGUGGUGUGGUCUGAUUGAAAGUAAAAUCAGGCAUCUUAUAACUACAUUGGAAAGAAACCAGCAUAUAACUAUAGCUCAUGUGAAUCCAGAGUGCUAUAACUCUGUGCCUCUCAACACCAACAAUGGACAGCCCCUAGCUCUACCGCCGGGAACUCCAGUGGCCCCAAACAUUGAUAUGGAAGUGAAGAAAAAUGAAAAUGGUGAGGUGAUGCCUAAUCUCUGCUCCAUGUGGUUCAUUGGUCUCGUAUUUGAUAAGACAAAUGUCAACAUUGACUUAACGCAUGACAUUUUAUCGUUCACCAAAGUAGUGCACUAUCAAGCCGAAAUUACAAAUAUGCUUAGAGAAGGCAUGACUAUUGAGGCCCGUCACGUCAGACGCAAACAGCUGCAUCAAUAUUUGUCGCCGUCCUUGAUAAAGCGAGAAAGAACUACGUCAGGGGCGAAGCGUAAGCAAGACAGCAGCAAUCAGCCCGCGCCACUCAAAAAGACAAAACGACUAUCUGAGAGCAGUACAGAUGAAGUCAGCCUGCUAUCUUACAAUGAGGAUUCCAACUCCUCAAAUGUAUAUGAGGUGAACAUCCAAAAUGGAAACGCAGCAAAUCAUUCACAUGAGGAAAGGAAGACAGCGGAGAAACCCCUCGGACCACCAGAGCACCCACCGUCUACGUCAAACACCAUCGCCUGCACGUAG